AUGUUGCAGUAUUUGUUUGUUAUUGCAUUGGUCCUGUGGAUUGUGGUGUUCAGGUAUAGAAGGAGAAGGAUGUAUAAACUUGCCUCCAUGAUACCGGGUCCAAAAGAGGAGUUGCCUAUAAUAGGUGUAGCGCACACACUAGUGGGAAAUACUGAGGAUAUAAUGGCUUCGUUGCAGAACUUCAGUUAUUCAGCAAUAGAAAACGACGGCAUAAUAAGAGGAUGGCUCAAUCAUAUUCUUUAUUUCGUCGUGGUGGACCCAAUAGAUCUGGAAAUGGUGUUGAAGACAUGUCUAGAGAAAGAUGACCUGCAUCAGUUCAUUAGGAAGAUUAUAGGCAAUGGUGCCAUAUUUGCUCCAGUUUCCAUCUGGAGAAGACGGCGAAAAAUCUUAGUACCAGCUUUUAGUCCGAGAAUAGUGGAGAACUUCGUGGAGGUAUUUGCUGAGCAAAGCACGAAGUUGACCAAACGACUGGCAAAACAUAUUGAUAAUGGUCCAUUUAGUCUAUGGCCAUUUCUUAGCACCUAUACAUUAGACUCGGUAUUUGAUACAGCAAUGGGUGUUAAAAUAAACGCCCAAGAUAAUCCAGACUCUCCAUUUUUGAUGUGUAUGAAUCGUAUCUUAAAUCUGGUUUGCGAGAGAAUAUUUCAUUUGUGGUUGCAACCAGAUUGGCUAUACAAACUGUUCCCACAGUAUAUCGAGCAUCAGAAGUGCUUGAAGGAAAUGCAUGAAUUUACCGAUCAGGUUAUUAAACGGAAAAGAAAAGAAAUCAAGACAGAAUGUGAAUUUAAGUCUAAAGGCGAAAAAAUGUAUGAUUUAAAGGAUUACCGGCGUAAAACAUUUCUGGAUUUAUUAGUGACACUUUCCGGUGGUGAGCAGGGCUAUACUGACGUGGAGUUGAGAGAAGAAGUACUCACCCUUACAGUAGCUGGUACUGACACUUCCGCAGUUGCCUCCGGAUAUACUCUUAAGCUAUUGUCCAUGUACCCUGAUGUCCAGGAAAAAGUCUAUAAAGAGUUACUUGAAGUAUUCGGUGACUCCGAUCGUCCAGUAGUUAAAGACGACUUGCCUAAGUUGAAAUACUUGGAGAGAGUAGCAAAGGAAUCAUUAAGACUUUUCCCUCCGGUUCCUUUUAUUAUUAGAAAGGUCUUGGAAGAUAUUACGUUACCUUCAGGACGUGUCCUACCCGCUGGUUCUGGUGUAGUGGUCUCUAUAUGGGGGGUACAUCGCAAUCCCAAGUAUUGGGGCCCAGACGCAGAGCAUUUUGAUCCCGAUAGAUUCCUACCGGAAAGGUUUAGUCAAAUACAUCCUGGCAGUUUCAUGCCAUUUAGCAGUGGUCCUAGAAAUUGUCCUGGAUAUCAAUAUGCCUUGAUGUCAAUGAAGACCGCAUUAUCCACUAUCCUCAGAUCUUACAAAGUAGUAGGAGAGUGUGAGACUACAGCCAUACCCCGGAUCCGAGUGAAAAUUGAUAUUAUGAUGAAGGAUAUUGACGGGUACCAAGUAUCGUUAACCAGACGAGUACCGUAUAACGAAUCCACAAAAUAUGAACAAAAUUCAAAAUAA
Messenger RNA from Achroia grisella, 1560 nucleotides. Its product is annotated as cytochrome P450 4c3-like. The transcript is spliced from 10 exons. Lineage: Eukaryota; Metazoa; Arthropoda; Insecta; Lepidoptera; Pyralidae. Gene Ontology annotation, molecular function: oxidoreductase activity, acting on paired donors, with incorporation or reduction of molecular oxygen; heme binding; iron ion binding. The coding region runs from base 1 to 1560 and encodes 519 amino acids. The record is from RefSeq and is a predicted model, not a curated record.